This is a messenger RNA of Pistacia vera, 1588 nucleotides long. RefSeq names its product GABA transporter 1-like. The transcript is spliced from 7 exons. Lineage: Eukaryota; Viridiplantae; Streptophyta; Magnoliopsida; Sapindales; Anacardiaceae. Gene Ontology annotation, cellular component: plasma membrane. The coding region runs from base 142 to 1500 and encodes 452 amino acids. The record is from RefSeq and is a predicted model, not a curated record.
UCCUCUCUGCAAACAUAAAAGUCAAAAGAAAGAAAAUUUUGCAAGCAAUUUGAAGUUUUUGUUAAUGGACGUCUCUUAUCUCCACUCUCACAAGUCACAACAACCCCACAAAGUUGCGGAACCCCGAAAAACAAACCAGAAAUGGCACUUUCACUAGAGGAAGUACCAUCAACUAUCACAGCAACAACAAGAGAAGAAGAGAAAUCUAACACCCUUGUAGAAGAAGAAGAAGAAGGAGAUGAAGGUAAAGGAACGUGGAAACACGCGGCGUUCCACGUGGCCACAACCAUUGCUACACCAGCUGCUUAUGCUCCUUUGCCUUUUGCUCUCGCCUCUCUCGGUUGGCCCCUCGGUGUGAGUAGUUUGGUGGCUGGAACGGUGGCAACAUGGUAUUCAAGUUUAUUGAUUGCCUCUUUGUGGAGAUGGAAUGGGAAGAAGCAAAUUACUUAUAGGCAUCUUGCAGAGAGCAUUUUUGGAUUCUGGGGUUACUGGUCUAUUGCAUUUUUUCAACAGGUAGCUUCGCUAGGCAAUAACAUUGCCAUUCAAAUUGCUGCUGGGAGUAGCCUUAAGGCAGUUUACAAAUACUACCACAGAGAUGGCACCUUAACCUUGCAGCAUUUCAUUAUUUUCUUUGGAGCCUUUGAACUGUUCCUCUCUCAACUCCCUAAUAUACAUUCUUUAAGAUGGGUUAAUGCAUUGUGCACAAUAAGCACCAUUAGCUUUGCUGGUACAACCAUUGGUGUGACAAUUUAUAAUGGAACAAAGAUAGAUAGAGAAUCAAUCAGUUAUAGCUUGCGUGGAAGCUCCUCUUCUAAGACUUUUAAAGCAUUCAAUGCUCUUGGGGCAAUUGCCUUCUCAUUUGGAGAUGCAAUGCUUCCGGAAAUACAGAAUACAGUGAGGGAACCUGCAAAGAAGAAUAUUUACAAAGGUGUAUCAGCAGCGUAUAGUGUAAUUAUCUUGACUUACUGGCAACUGGCCUUCUGCGGAUACUGGGCAUUUGGAUCAGAAGUACAGCCUUAUAUCUUGGCUUCCCUAACUAUUCCAGAGUGGACAAUUGUCAUGGCAAAUCUCUUUGCUGUGAUUCAAAUAUCAGGGUGCUAUCAGAUAUACUGCAGGCCAACUUAUGCCUACUUUGAGGAAACAAUGCUAUCAAACAAGUCUACUAGCCAAUUCACCUUGAAAACUUGCUUCAUCCGUCUUACUUAUACCUCCAUUUACAUCGUUCUUAUUAGCCUUGUCGCUGCAGCCAUGCCAUUUUUCGGGGAUUUUGUGUCCAUAUGUGGCGCCAUCGGGUUCACUCCCCUCGACUUCGUUUUCCCUGCUGUAGCAUAUCUGAAAGCUGGAAGAAUGCCUAAACACACAACACUCCGGCGCCCAAUACAGCUUCUUAAUAGCAUGAUAGCUACCUGGUUCUCCGUUGUUGCAAUAUUGGGUUGCAUUGGUGCAGUAAGAUUAAUCAUAGAAGACAUCAAGACAUACAAGUUCUUUCAUGAUAUGUAAAGCUUGAGGUUGAUGCAUUGGGAACUCUAAAAGUAUUUGUGAAGCUGAAAACAGAGCUUAAAGGAAAACACACAUGUACACUAGUUUA